Molecule: messenger RNA, 1088 nt
Organism: Anopheles darlingi
Lineage: Eukaryota; Metazoa; Arthropoda; Insecta; Diptera; Culicidae
Product: fibrinogen-like protein A
Exons: 1
Coding region: 1-1059 (352 amino acids)
Source: RefSeq, a predicted model, not a curated record
AUGGAGAGCAUGGAGGUGCAGCUGCAGAAGAUUGAGGCCAAGAUCCAGGAACAUCACACCGCACAAGAACAGCUGGUUGCAGAGUUUCGCGAAUUUCGGUCCAGUGAAGAUAAGAGUCAUAACAAAAUAUUCGUUUCGAUUGAGAAGCUAGAGCGCCAAGUCGCGCUUAAUUUAAGUGAGGUUCAUAAUCGAAACCAGGAGAAGGUCCAAACAGCACUUCAUAAACUCGAUCAAGACGUCGACAAAGUGUAUAACAUCACCCGGCAGAUAAUGAAUGCCUUACCGCAGCUGCAUCAACUGACUGACAUUCGGAAAAAGCAGGAAUAUGUAGCAUCAGCCGCUGAUUACAAUAGUGUCGUUACUCCAACGGAAGUUCCACAGCUCUUGACGACAACGACCACAACACCGAAGUCUAAGCAAACUUUGUUUUCCUCGUGCAAAGAUGUUCCAUCGAAAGCAUCCGGAACAUAUCUGAUCCGGAUGAAGAAUAAUAGUGAACCAUUCAAAGUGUAUUGCGAACAGAAUGCGUUCGACGGUGGAUGGAUCGUGAUGCAGUACCGUUACGACGGAUCACUGGACUUUUACCGAGGCUGGAAUGAGUUCCGCGACGGAUUUGGUGAUUUGAACAAAGAGUUUUGGUUAGGUCUUGAGAAGGUCCACCAGAUAACAAGUAGCCGCAAGCACGAACUGAUUGUUGAAUUAAAAGACUUUGAAGGAAAUUACAAGUACGCGCGGUAUGAUGCUUUCGAAAUAGGUAGUGAGAGUACCCAAUACGAACUGAAGGAUCUCGGAAAUUAUAAUGGAACUGUAGGCAGAGCAAUGUACUCUAAUAAGGAUGAGAAGUUCUCAACCAAAGAUCGGGAUAAUGAUGAGAGAAGCGACAUACAUUGUGCACAGGAAUACGAAGGUGCAUGGUGGCACUGGAGAUAUUGUACUAACGCGAAUUUGAAUGGGCGAUACAUCAAUGCAAUCGAUGACAAAUCAAUGCACUGGUAUUAUUUAAAAAAUAAUCGGCAAGGAUUGAGUUACUCGCGGAUGAUGAUCCGAGAGUUGGAAUAGCGUUUCUAUAGCUGGAUCAAUAGUACAAA